AUGAUCGGAGAGGCGGUUAGGAAUCGGCGGAUAUCUCCUCUGUUAGUCGGUAGGGAUAAAAUAGAGCUAUCACACUUACAAUUUGCUGAUAACACUAUUUUAUUCUGUCCACCGGAGGAGGAGACUGUCAAGAACUAUAAGAGGCUUCUGAGGUGUUUUGAAAUGAUGUCUGGGUUGAGCAUCAACUUCGAGAAGUCUAACUUGAUACCAGUGAACUGCAGCCAGGAGUGGAUCAACCGGAUGUGUCAGCUAUUAGGCUGUCAGGAGGCAGCUCUGCCGGUGCGGUACCUUGGCAUUAACCUAGGAGCGAAUUCGCGGUUGGUAAAAACUUGGAAACCGGUGAUUGAUAAGGUGGAAGAGAAACUCAGCUUGUGGAAAGCAAAGGUUCUUAGCAAGGCUGGAAAGCUGGUACUUAUCAAGUCAGUUAUCAACAGCCUGCCCAUUUACUACCUGAGUUUGUACAAGAUGCCAAACGCGGUUGCACAGAGAAUUAUUUACUACAUGAGUUCGUACAAGAUGCCAAACGUGGUUGCACGGAGAAUUAUCUCUAUGUAG
This is a messenger RNA of Arachis ipaensis, 555 nucleotides long. Lineage: Eukaryota; Viridiplantae; Streptophyta; Magnoliopsida; Fabales; Fabaceae. The record is from RefSeq and is a predicted model, not a curated record.